AUGGGAAUAUCCUUUACUGACGGAAUUCGCCACAUUGGCCCACCUGGUCUGGCCACACAGUGCAUGGUGCUCGGCGGUGGAGCCCCAAUCCCUGAGGACCUCCUCCUCCCAGGAGACAGCCCUCAGAAGCCUGUCAUGGAGUGGACUCUCCCUGGCUUAAUCUCAAUCUUUCUGCCUGAGUUCCCACACCCUAAAUUCCCUGGGCAAGACAAUUUCCAGAUCCUGGGCUUCAUAGCCAAAGGCUCCUUUGGUCCUAUCUUGAAAGUAAAGGACAGGUCGAAGGAGAAGACUUAUGCCGUUAAGCGGCAGGUCAGCCACCCAUUCCUCCACAAUCUGCAGGAUUGCUGGCAGACCCAGCGUCACCUCUUCAUUAUGUGUGAAUACUGCAGUACUGGAGACCUGUAUACCUACUGGUUACUGAAGGGCCAGUUUGGGGAGGAUGAGGCUCGGGUGUUCGCUGCAGAGCUAGGCUGUGCUUUGGGUUUCCUUCACAACUUUGGGAUCAUGCAUAGGGAUGUGAAGAUGGAGAAUGUCCUUCUGUCUGACCAAGGUCAUCUGCGUUUAACUGACUUUGGACUCUCUCGCCGUCUUGAGCGGGGCUCAAGAGCAUUUACAAUUUGUGGGACAAUCCAAUACAUGGCUCCUGAAGUCCUGAGUGGGGGUCCCUACAGCCAUGCUGCUGAUUGGUGGUCUCUCGGCGUUCUGUUGUUCUCAUUGGUGGCCGGAAAGUUCCCUGUGCCUCCAGAGCCAGACCACUCCAACAUGCUGAGAAAGGUCAGAGAUUGCCCAUACUCCAUGCCCAAGACCUUCAACCCUGCACUGACCCUUCUGCUCACAGAGCUCCUAUGCAAGAACCCAGCUCAUCGCCUGCGUAGCCUGGAGCGCUUCAAAAGGCAGACGUUUUUCCGUGGCACUUCCUUUGACUCUCAACUGCUACAGAAGAGACCCGUUGAACUAAUUCUAGAACUGAAGAACCAUCCUGAUCGUCCAGCCAUAGCCAUGCGAGGCCUGUCUAUGGACUACUUCCAGAACUUUGACAUACUCCACUCCCCUACCAGCUCCACUGACAUGUCACCUACUUUGGCCAACAUUGACCUGAGCCAGACCCUGGCUACAGCUCAGGGUUUUAGCACAUGAGAUGUGCAUGUGCUACUGUGACUCAAUACUGACUGUAGUGGAAACAAGUAUGGACAU
This is a messenger RNA of Salvelinus namaycush (lake trout), 1194 nucleotides long. Its product is annotated as ribosomal protein S6 kinase-related protein-like. Gene Ontology annotation, biological process: protein phosphorylation. Bases 1 to 1137 code for a protein of 378 amino acids. Lineage: Eukaryota; Metazoa; Chordata; Actinopteri; Salmoniformes; Salmonidae. The transcript has 10 exons. The record is from RefSeq and is a predicted model, not a curated record. Gene Ontology annotation, molecular function: ATP binding; protein serine/threonine kinase activity.